This is a messenger RNA of Neopsephotus bourkii (Bourke's parrot), 2962 nucleotides long. It is a transcript of the gene CENPI, whose product is annotated as centromere protein I. The transcript is spliced from 21 exons. The record is from RefSeq and is a predicted model, not a curated record. Gene Ontology annotation, cellular component: kinetochore. Lineage: Eukaryota; Metazoa; Chordata; Aves; Psittaciformes; Psittacidae. The coding region runs from base 238 to 2493 and encodes 751 amino acids.
AGGAGGAGGAAGAGGAGGGGCGCCCGUGGGGCGGGCCCGCCUUGCGCGGCCGAUGUGCGCAUGCGCGGAGGUUUGAACUGAAGGGCGGUUGGUGCUGGCGCUAAGUGAGGGAUUUGGCUCUCUGAUGUUCUUCAGUUGUUGGAGGUUUAUCUAUUUUCUUGCUUCCUUGUAUUGAAGGAUUGGAACCCAUGUGACAAAUGAGUAAAAUUCUUCAAUCUCAGUUGGGAGUCUGAAAAGAUGCUGCAAAGUAAGCGUUCUAAGACCCCAAAGGAGCCUCUGCAACAGCACCAGAAAAGCCAGUCUGAUCUCUCUGCAUGGUUAAAAGUGGGGAGAAUUGGCACUGAAAAGAGUGUCCAGGAUCAUCAGUCUCUUAAUGACCAGGAAAAUGGCAGCAAGCAAGAAGAAUCACUUGAGCCAGCUUUGAGCUACUUUGCAAACGUUCAAGACCGCGUCUCAUUGAAAAGGAGCAGUGCUCUGCAGAGACACUUGGCUACUGUGGAAAGCAUUGCCCUGCAAAGAGGGUUACCGCCUGAGGCAUUUAACGUAUUGCUAAGCACAGCACUCAGUGGCAAACUUGCUGAUAUAGUGAAUACUCGUUUACUGAAGAGCCUGAUUCCAGAGUCAGUAGUACCAGAAACUUGUGUAGUUUCAGCUGUAUCGUGGCUCUGUGUUAGCAAAUGCUCAAGCAACAUCCAGGUGCUUUUCUUAAGAUGGCUGAUCACAGUUUUUGACUUCAUUGAUCACAAGGAAGACCUUCAUGCUCUCUAUGGUUUCUUCUUUUUCUUCUUGCAAGAGGAGAAGAUGUGCCCCUACAUCUGCCAUGUGCUCUACUUGCUCACCAGGAAGGAGAAUGUCAAGCCUUUUCGGGUUAGGAGACUGCUUGACCUCCAAGCAAAAAUGGGAAUGAGGUCUCAUUUGCAGGCUCUGCUAUCACUUUACAAGCUCUUUUGUCCUGAGCUGGUGAACAUAACGCUUCCUGCAAAAACAAAGAUUUUCUUCAAGAAUGCAGAGGACCCGUGGAAAGCAGCAAUCAAAACAAUAAGGCAAAGAAGGCUGGAAAACUCUCCAGUGCCCCAGCCACUGUUUUUAGGUGAAGCUCAACCUCGGUCACAGAAAAGGAAAUGGAAUGCCCAAUUGAUGAUUCCUGUAAGUAGUACAAACAGAAGUCAUUUGGAAGCGGUCAGGGAACAGAACACUGGUUUGUACAGUACAGAUGAGUAUUUCCCAGUAGAGCUGCUGCAGAGCUUUCCUCAGCUCCUACAGAACAUCCACCGUCUAGAGUUUCCUUCCCGGAUGGGUUCAGUGUUAACAAACCCUUUAUUGCUUCACUACCUGAAUUGCACCAAAGAUGAAUCUGUUUACCUGAGGCUUUACUAUUGGUUGGGCCAGAGUCUUCAGGAAGAGUGUACUUGGUGUGUGGUUGAGAAUAGCCAAAAUGAAGAAGAAUUCAGGGAAUUCCUGGAAAUUCUCUGCAGGACACAGUGUUUCUUGCAGGAGGGACUUGCUCCCUGUGAAGAGUUCCUGUAUCGGAGCCUUCCUCUCUGGGAUGGCUUGUGCUGCCGAUCACAAAUCCUCAGGCUUGUCAGUUGGAUCCCACUCAACAGCAUGUAUGAAAUGAAAUCAUAUCUGUAUGAACCCCUGGCACAGCUCUUCUUCACAUCAUCCCUUUACUUUAAGUGCAGUGUUUUUGAAAGCCUGAAAAGGCUGUUGCAGAACUGGUUGAAUUGGCAGAUGGCUCACCUGGAUUCAGCAGCUGACUUCCAGACCCGUUCUUUGAAUACAACCUUUUCUGGACUAUUGGACACAGUGGCUGAACUGAUCCACUUUGUUGCAAUGAUCUCUACUGUUGCCUUGCGUUUGGAAAGCAAUCAUACAUUCUUGCUGUACUUCAUCCUUGACUUCUAUGAGACUGCGUGUGACAUAUAUCUGAAGUACAAUAUGCCUUUGUUGAUAAUGCCUCCUGCUGGAGUUUUUUACCCAGUGCUCCUUGGCAUGGAUCCUGUCAACUUGAAUCAGCUCUGCUACAUUAUGUACAGGUAUCGAGCCAACUUGGUGGCUGCAAAAGAAAAUGAGCACAGUGAAAAGGAAAUACAGCAAUUCAGGUUCAGCAGUGAGACAUACAGAGAGUACAACCAGAACAUAACAGCUAUGGUGGGUUGUCUGUGGACAUCCAAUGCAUUCCGGAGGGAUACUCACCCUCAAGGUCUUCAUAUGGAUGAUAAACUGCUGAACAAAACUGGAGUGAAGGAAUUCAGAACCAGCUUUAACAUUGUCUAUCACCCAGCCAUGAUAGGCUAUGCUGUCCAGUUCCUGCAGCAGGCUUGGCCAGAUGAUACCACCUUCAACUUCAGUUUAAUUAAGGGAAAGAAGUGGAGUUGGUAUCUGAAAUACCUCUAUGCAAAAGGUUUAGAGGGCCUGAAGCUCUUUAUUGAAAGCAGCAUCAGUCGUAUUUCCCAGGCCUCUCACAAUAAAGCAGGGAAUAUGGAAAUGUGACCUGGGACUCGCCAGAGCCUUUGUAUCAUUUGGAACAAGAAAGCAGAAUAUAAUGGACUGUGUCACUAAUUCCUCCUUCCUCAGAAGAGAGAAACAGAGCAAUUACCCUUGUCUGCAUUUUUGUACUGACAUCUAUUUUAGGAAUGUGAAGACACAGAAGGAAUGCUGAGUGCUUGUAGCUGCUGCCUUGGCUCACUAAUACCCCCUCUUGUCCCUGCUGAACUUCAAUGGUCUGAAACUGCUGAGCUCAGAUGUUAUGUAUCAUCCUCAGCUUUCAUCCUUAUUUCUCUCAGUUGGAGUAUAUGCUUUGAUUGAGAAACGGACAUUUUCCAGCUCAAAAUCACGAUGAGCAAUGCUGCUUCAUUUUUAAGUAAUGCUGAUCCCUGACCUUCUUUGCUUUUCUCAACAGUAGGUAAUGAGAAACAGUUGAAUCAGUCUUUCAGGAAUCCCAUAUACGCUCUGGAUUGUA